GGGCGGAGGCGGGGCAUGGGUUGGAAUCCGAUUGGCCGCUGGGCCCCCCUCCCCCCACUUCCCCGUCCGCGCUCUCGCGAGGUUGUCGCGCUCCUUCCAGCUCUCGCGAGAACAGGGCGAGAGGCUCGGCUGCGCCUGCGCCGGACCUGGGACCGCAGCGUCUGUGGAGUGAUGGGAACGGGGAGAUGCCCCGUCACUGCUCUGCUACCGGCUGCUGCACCCGGGACACCCGCGAGACCCGCAAUCGAGGCAUCUCCUUCCAUCGGCUACCCAAGAAAGACAACCCACGGCGCAGUGUGUGGCUGGAGAACUGUCAGCGCAAGGACCCGAGCGGCCAGGGCCCCUGGAAUCCAGCCUCUGACUACAUCUACUUCUGCUCCAAGCACUUCGAGAAGAGCUGCUUUGAGAUGGUGGGAAUCAGGGCUGUGGGGUUCUCCCCAAGCCAGCUGGACCGGGGGCAACUCGUGCCUGCUGAUGUCUCUCCGCAGUGGCUACCACCGGCUCAAGGAGGGGGCCGUCCCCACCGUCUUCGAGUCCUUCUCCAAGGCACGCCGGGCAGCAAAGGUGAGGCAGAAGGGUGAUGACGCCAAGGCCGCCAGGGCCUGGAGGAGGUGGAGACGCAAUCCAGGCCGAGGGGAGCAGGACGCCCUGGCCAACGCGGAUAUCUCAUGCUUCCCGGAGGAGGAGGAGUCCGAGCUGGCCACGCCCGCAGCCGCCCCCACCACUGAGCACCGCAGCUUGCCUGGGCCCCUCCCCCAGGGGGCGGAGCUAGAAGAUCAGCAUGACGUCAUCCUGGCCAGCCUGUCGGACAUCCUUCUGGAGUACCCGGCCGUGGCCACAGGGCAGGAGGCGGCCACAGGGCAGGAGGCAGCCACAGCCACGCCGGCACUCCCGGAGACAGAUGCCCCCACGCUCCCGGAGACAGAUGCCGCCUCAGAGGCCCCCACGCCACCGGCCCCGGAGCCGCCCCGCCCCGUCUCCCCAUCUUUCUACAUGCUGCGCCUGCCGCCCCCAGCCGGCGCCUACAUCCAGAGCGAGCACAGCUACCAGGUGGGCAGCGCCCUGCUGUGGAAGCGGCGUGCGGAGGCAGCCCUGGAGGCCCUUGACCGGGUCCAGCGGCAGCUGCAGGCCUGCAAGCGGCGAGAACAGCGGCUGCGGCUGCGCAUCUGUGAGCUACAGCGGGAGCGGCGGGCGGCCCCGGACAUGCGGCGCCAGCUCAAGGAGCACCUCCAGGUCUUCGAGCUGCAGCUGCUGCGCGAGCUGGAGUGAGGCCCGGGACUGCAGGCAGGGAGCGUCUGUGUGUAGGGUGGGGGGGGGCUUCACGCCACCCCAGAGGGACUGCAUGGGACUCGGGCCUCUGCCCGGGCCCGAGGCCCUGGGCUCUGGGGCUCGGCCAUGGCUGAGCUCACUCCCUGCCCACAAAAGGUGGCAUGCUGGGGCUGGAGACGCAAACCUGGUGACAGCACUUCUCUGCCCCCCACCCCUGCCCCGACCUUUGCCUCUGUGCCAGGGAGGCGGAUUUAAGGGUAUUGUAAAUAAAGGUCUUGUUUUA
Molecule: messenger RNA, 1552 nt
Organism: Chelonia mydas (Green sea turtle)
Lineage: Eukaryota; Metazoa; Chordata; Testudines; Cheloniidae
Gene: THAP7
Product: THAP domain containing 7
Exons: 5
Coding region: 16-1269 (417 amino acids)
Biological process (GO): regulation of DNA-templated transcription
Cellular component (GO): nucleus
Source: RefSeq, a predicted model, not a curated record